Molecule: messenger RNA, 819 nt
Organism: Colletotrichum siamense
Lineage: Eukaryota; Fungi; Ascomycota; Sordariomycetes; Glomerellales; Glomerellaceae
Gene: cpo-0
Product: Non-heme chloroperoxidase
Exons: 1
Coding region: 1-819 (272 amino acids)
Source: RefSeq, a predicted model, not a curated record
AUGGCCGGCGGUGCAGUUCUUUCUCUCAAUUCCACGGAUAUCUUCUUCACGACGCAGGGCAAUGCGACUGGUAUCCCCUUUUUGUUGAUCCAUGGCUGGGCUGCCGACCAGACCGAUUGGGCCUUUCAAACCAUGUUUCUUGUGCUUCUGUGGCUCUUCAAUGUUGUUACCAUGGACCUCCGAGGCCACGGCCGCAGCACCUUGUCUCAAUCAUGUAGUCUGGUCAUGAACCCAGUCACUAUGGCCGACGACGCUGCCGCUCUCCUGAAACACCUAGGUGUAAGCGCCUCCAACAAAGCCAUCGUCGUGGGUCACAGCCUAGGCGGCACUGUUGUUACUGAGCUAGUUCAUGGCUACCCAGACCUCAUUCUUGGGCAGGUGAUAGUUGACCCGUCAUAUUACCUGACUCCUGAGGUAACCGAGGGGCUUAUACCUGCCCUCGAAGAGGACUUCGACAGCGCUGUGAUCGCGUUCUGGGAGAACGAGGUUAUAUAUCCUGCAGACACGCCGGAUUAUAUCAAAGAAUGGCACAAGCUGCGUACAUGGGGCAUUGAUGAGAUGGCGAUGAAUGCUGCGUGGGUUCAGAUGAGUGAUGCGCAAGGGCUGAGUGGUAUGGAUUAUCUGAGACCAAAGAAAAUCGCAGGUAUUCCGAGGCUGGUUUUGAGCAAUACGGAAGCGGGCAAGGAGGUUGAAGAUGCGGCUGGUAUUGAUGAUGAAUUUGACACGGUUGAAGUCAUAAGCGUUGGACAUUGGAUCAUGAAAGUUGCCCCGGAAAGAUUUAACCAGGCCCUUGAAAAGUGGAUCUGGACUUGGAUAUAA